AGAGAGAGAGAGAGAGAAAGAUGUGGAGUAUAACGCGAUUUGGGGAGAAAGUUUAUACAAUGAUGGCGGAAGGGGGAUCUCGUUACUGUUCGAAGAAGACGGAUGAUAUAUGCGGCAAUGCUUGCGAUGAGGAGUCAGGACGAUCUUUGAGCAUGUCAAGAUUACGAUGUAUUCUGCGUGGAAUGGAUUUUAAAAUGUAUAUCUUUUUUUUCGUUCUAGUGCCGACAUGUGUCCUUGGUAUAUACUUGCACGGACAGAAGAUUUCGUACUUCUUGCGGCCAUUGUGGGAAUCGCCACCUAAACCCUUUCAUGAAAUCCCACACUAUUAUCACGAAAAUGUGUCAAUGGAGAAUCUCUGCAAGCUUCAUGGAUGGGGAAUCCGUGAGAGCCCAAGGCGUGUCUUUGAUGCAGUGUUGUUCAGUAACGAGGUGGAAAUCCUUACCUUACGGUGGAAAGAAUUGUACCCCUAUGUAACAGAGUUUGUUCUCCUUGAGUCAAAUUCAACGUUUACUGGAUUGCCAAAGCCUCUGGUAUUUGCCAGCCAUCGAGAUCAGUUUAAAUUUAUUGACUCGCGAUUGACAUAUGGGAAAAUUCCUGGGAGGUUCAGGAAAGGAGAAAACCCAUUUAUUGAGGAGGCAUAUCAGCGACUGGCUUUGGACUAUCUUCUCAAACAAGCAGGAAUUCAAGAUGAUGACUUGUUGAUAAUGUCAGACAUUGAUGAGAUACCAAGCAGGCACACUAUCAAUCUUUUGAGAUGGUGUGAUGAAAUACCUCCUAUCCUUCAUCUUCGGCUAAAAAAUUAUCUGUAUUCAUUUGAGUUUCUUGUGGAUAAUAAUAGCUGGAGAGCUUCAGUCCACAGAUAUCAAUCUGGCAAGACAAGGUAUGCACAUUACCGCCAAUCAGAUGAAAUCUUGGCAGAUUCAGGGUGGCAUUGCAGCUUUUGUUUCCGCCAUAUUAGUGAGUUUAUAUUCAAGAUGAAAGCUUACAGCCAUUUUGACAGAGUGAGGUUCGCUCACUAUUUGAAUCCUAAGAGAAUACAAAAAGUAAUCUGCAAAGGGGCUGACCUGUUUGAUAUGUUGCCUGAAGAGUAUACCUUCAAGGAAAUCAUUGGGAAAAUGGGACCCAUUCCCCAUUCCUACUCAGCUGUUCAUCUUCCGUCAUAUCUAUUGGAGAAUGCUGACAAGUAUAAGUUUCUUUUGCCUGGGAAUUGCUUAAGAGAAAGUGGCUGA
Molecule: messenger RNA, 1229 nt
Organism: Ilex paraguariensis (yerba mate)
Lineage: Eukaryota; Viridiplantae; Streptophyta; Magnoliopsida; Aquifoliales; Aquifoliaceae
Source: the annotation of a GenBank genome assembly